Rhodamnia argentea is the source of this 1114-nucleotide messenger RNA. Its product is annotated as transcription factor MYB1-like. The record is from RefSeq and is a predicted model, not a curated record. The transcript has 3 exons. Bases 37 to 963 code for a protein of 308 amino acids. Lineage: Eukaryota; Viridiplantae; Streptophyta; Magnoliopsida; Myrtales; Myrtaceae.
ACUGACUGACGACACCCAGCGCCCACAAAACCAGAGAUGGGAAGAAGCCCUUGCUGCGCGAAGGUGGGCUUGAACAGAGGAGCCUGGACGGCUCAGGAGGACAGAGGCCUCAUGGAUUACAUCCGAGCCCAUGGCGAAGGAGGCUGGAGGAACCUCCCCAAGAAAGCAGGCUUGAAGAGAUGCGGCAAGAGUUGCAGGCUCCGGUGGUUGAACUAUUUGAGACCCGACAUCAAGCGAGGCAACAUAACGGCGGACGAGGAGGAGCUCAUCAUCAGGCUGCACAAGCUCCUGGGCAACAGGUGGUCUCUGAUCGCGGGGAGGCUCCCAGGGCGAACAGACAAUGAAAUAAAGAACUACUGGAACACCAUUGUGAGCAAGAAGGUGAAAGACCAGCCGAAGCCGUCGAAAGAGACCAGAAUCAUGAAGCCCAAGGUCGUCGCCAACUCUCGGCCAGCAACCCAAGUGGUGAGGACUAAGGCCUUGAAGUGCUCCAGGGUCUUGUUCCUCGCUCCUCCGCAAGCCCGCCCCCAAGCCAUGCAGCAGCAACAACAACAACAACAACAUCACCGCGCCAACGCCGACACCACGACCCAAACCGACGCCGUGCCUGCUGCGAAGAACAAAAAUGCAGAUGGCAAAGCCCCGUGUCUUGCCGGCAGCGAAGAUCACCUGGCGACGGACUUCGAUUUCAGCCAGAUGGACUUGUCAGAGCUCCUGAACUCCGACCUAUCCGACAAGUUCCGCGGCUUCGGCUGCUGCAACUACGGCUCCUACAACAGUACCUCGUCAGCUUCUUCUAGUCCUUCCACGGAACAAGCCAUGAUGUUCUCAGAGGAGAUGGUCCAGAGCUGGAACCUCAGUGGGUGCGCCCACGAUCAAGCGAACGUGGGGUCCAAUCUUCAAUCUCUGUCUCCAUUCCUCGAUUGCAACAAAGGGGAAUGGCUGGCCAGCGGAAUAAUUUGAAUUAAGGAGAGGGACUUGUAUAAGAAUUUGCACCAAUGUAUAUGAUAGCAUCAGCAAUAAAAAAACAAAAAUAAGAGGCUAGUUGCUGAAGGGCAUCGUGCUUUUUCUCCCAUCUUUUUCCAAGAAGAUGGUCGAUGGACGAGGCUUUGUC